This is a messenger RNA of Amborella trichopoda, 1242 nucleotides long. NCBI's taxonomy places the organism in Eukaryota, Viridiplantae, Streptophyta, Magnoliopsida, Amborellales, Amborellaceae. The record is from RefSeq and is a predicted model, not a curated record.
CCAGUGAAGAGUGGCAGCUCUUCCUCGCCGCUAAAAGCCCGGCAACCUAACCUGUCACAUUUUUUUCAGCAGCAGCAGAGAGAGAGAGAGAGAGAGAGAGAGAGAGAGUGGAGGGAUGCUUUGAUAUAAUAAUUCAUGGCUUCUCUCUGCUGUUUUCGCUCUGUCACUCCCAAACUCUCCUAUCCUUUACUCACGCACCGUUACUCUGACAAACCCAUUAUCAGUCUCUCUCACAGAAGCCCCUUCUCUCUACCGCAUCCUCGAAAUCCCCACUUACGAGCCCUGAAGACGAGCUAUGGUGGCAAGGUUGAGCCCCAUGAUCGAAGUGAGUCUGAUUUGUUGAGGAAGCCUUCUUCGCAUGCUGCUUUUGAUGGUAGCUCGAGUGAAAGCGAAGAGGAAGCAGUAGAAGAGAAGAGGCAGUGGGUUGAUUGGGAAGAUCAAAUUUUGGAAGACACGGUGCCUCUCGUUGGUUUUGUGAGGAUGAUUCUUCACUCUGGAAAGUAUGAAUCUGGUGACAAAUUAAGCUCUGAGCAUGAGACAAUAAUCUUGGAAAAGUUGCUCCCAUAUCAUCCAGAGGCAGAUAAAAAGAUUGGCCCUGGAGUUGAAUUCAUUACACGUGGAUACGUUUGCUGGUGCUUCCGUAAUACAACACUAAUGCUGAUACUGGAUACUCGUUGGAUACUUGUAAAGAUUGAUUAUCACCCGGACUUCGAAAACUCGCGUUGCUUGUUUCUCAUGCGAAAAGAUGGAACGGAAGUUGAUUUCUCAUUUUGGAAAUGCAUAAAGGGUUUGAUCAGGAAGAAGUACCCCAAUUAUGCGGAUAGCUUCAUCCUCAGGCAUUUUCGGAAACAUAAUAAGUCAGGAUAAGUGGAGGAAAAAUUGCACUGCAAUGAUUGUGAGGGAUGGCAUCAACUCCUUGAUUGUAUAAUGAACAAGCUACCAUUGUGUCCGAGUUGAUGGUAUUGAAUCAUUUCAAGAUUCACAGUAAUGCUAAAAGGUUUUUCCCUUUCAUAAUAUUCUUGUGAUUGGGGCAGUUUUAGCUUUUGAGUAUAUAGUUUGGCCAUUGUAUGAAAAAUGAUGAGAAUAUUCUACCUUAUCCAGACCCUUGUAAGCAGCCAUGAGAGCCUCAUGAUUUUUUUUAUCCUUUUAUUCUUAUGGUCUGUGAUGUUCCUGUUUACUCUAUCAUCACUUGUAAAAGUUUCAUUUUCUUGAAGAUAUUGCUUUAGAUAUUGUUUUUAUUAG